GCCUCUAAAUGUGACUGUAGCUGCAGGCGCUGCUCAGUAGUUCAACCAGCAGCGACUCUAUCCCACACACACGACACGGCUCCGCCUCGCCUCCUGCAUCAGGACUGAUCCGAGACUUAACCAGAUCCAGAGCUCUCUGUGAUUUCAGACUAAAACCUCCAGAGAGAAUGUCCCUGUCCGGCUGGGUGUGUGUGGUGACAGGUGCCUCCAGAGGCAUUGGCAGGGGCAUAGCUCUCCAGCUGUCGGAGGCCGGAGCCACUGUGUACAUCACGGGCCGACAGGAGAAGACUCUGAAACAAACCGCUGCAGAGGUUAAGGAGAGGGGAGGAAACUGCGUGCCAGUUAUCUGUGACUCUACAAAUCAUGAAGACAUUGAAGAACUGUUCAACCAGAUCACACGGGAACAGAAUGGCAGGCUGGACAUCCUGGUUAACAAUGCCUACGCUGGAGUACAGGCUAUUUUCGAAAGUACAGGCAAGAAGUUCUGGGAAACUGACCCGUUGAUUUGGGAUUCCAUCAACAACACAGGCCUCAGGGGGCACUAUUUGUUCUCAGUUCAUGCAUCUCGGUUGAUGGUGGCUCAGGGUCGAGGUUUGAUCAUCACCAUUUCAUCAAUGGGAGGGCUUCGGUAUCUCUUCAAUGUGCCUUAUGGCGUUGGUAAAGCCGCGUGUGACAGGCUGGCAGCAGACAUGGCUGUUGAGCUGAGGAGUAGGGGGGUGGCCUCUGUCAGCCUGUGGCCGGGGGCAGUACAGACAGAGCUUAUUACUCAGAUGAUACUGGAGAAAGAUGCUGCACAGUCUUCAAAUUCUGAGUUGAAAAAGACAUUUGCCAACGGAGAAACCACAGAGCUGAGCGGGAGGUGUAUCGUCAACCUGGCCAAAGAUAAAAAUCUGAUGUCCCUGACUGGGAAGAUUAUAAUGACUUCGGACCUGGCAAGGCGCUAUGGGAUAAAAGAUGUUGAUGGUCGGAGUGUAGUUGAUUACACUUCCCUUAAAUUCCUCCUGACCCAGGUCCCAUAUCUCUCCUGGCUCUCAAGUGUAACCCCCUCAUUUCUACGCCUGCCACGCUUUGUGCUCACCCUGGCACACAGCCGGUUCUAAAUAAGUCCUCUACCAGUGAAGUGAAAGUGUAAAGCUGAUACUUUAUACAUCCGUUCCUUGAUUACUAAAUGAGUCUAUGAAGGAAAGAUGAAGAAUUCCCUCGCAUAAUUUCUGUAUUUUAACAGCACUAAUGUCAGCUGUGGGUGAAGCCACACAAUGUGAACCUGUGAAUUGUGAAUAAUAUUGAAUGUAAAGCAUUUGUAGGCUCUUGAAAACGUAUAAGGUCUGAAGCUUCACUCCACUGUAAAGCCCUUACAGAUGGUCCAGAGUGCAGCAGCGCAUCUGGUCUUCAAUCAGCCUAAAAGGGCACAUGUCCUUCUACUGCUCAUUGACCUCCACUGGCCAUGGCCGUCCAAAUUAAAUUCACGUCACUAUUGCUUGCCAGCAGACUGACUUCUGGAUCUGCACCCAUCCACUUGAACUCAAUCACACGGGCUUAUGCUCCUUCUCGGGCCCCAGCGAUCCUCGCCAUCCCUGCACAGAAGACACUCCCACUCCAGUCUGUUUUCAUUAAUGGUUCCCUGAUAGCAAGAGCACUUCCUUUCCUGACACCUCUAACACCCUUACUGGCACGUACACUGUGCCGUUUUUUUAACUGAUCUCCUUGCACUUUGUAUCAUUGAACAGAUUUUACACGUAGUGCUCAAUUCAACGUAUCUUAGAGUAAACACGUUUUAACACUGUCCUUGUGAUGUAAGGGACCUGUUUGCCAAAUGUGUAAAUACAUCUAUAACGCAUCUUAAAAACAUAGAGCUGUGUAUUUUUGCACCUGUUUUUACAUGUACUACUUAUAUUGCCAUAUCUUGUAAAUGCAGCACUGCUACAACUACUAUAACAGUGUCUGACCUUCAAAUAACAACUAGUUCGAUAAACCAAUAUUAACUCACUUCUGUUUACUGUUGUCAUUGCCAGAAAUACGUGUAAAACAACAUGUUCCUAAUAAAGAGAGUGGACUCCAUGGCAGGAAGCUAAA
This is a messenger RNA of Limanda limanda (common dab), 2073 nucleotides long. RefSeq names its product dehydrogenase/reductase (SDR family) member 1 (gene dhrs1). Bases 168 to 1100 code for a protein of 310 amino acids. The transcript has 9 exons. The record is from RefSeq and is a predicted model, not a curated record. NCBI's taxonomy places the organism in Eukaryota, Metazoa, Chordata, Actinopteri, Pleuronectiformes, Pleuronectidae.